CGCCACAUCGCCGCCGAGUUAUCGUGCACCGCUUCACGUGCCGGCAUCUCAUGCACCAUUUCCUUCCGGUCCCAAAACUCCUCCACGUUUCCGUCCCACGACGUCCCGCCGCGUACCUACGGCUCCACACGUGUCAAUAAUAUCCUUGGACGUGCCGACGUUCCCAAUCUCAUCUCCCCUGUAUAUAAAGCCACAGCCGGUGAGACCGUGCCAUCUUCAAACGGGAUCGGACACCUCAAGGCGAAAUGAGCCAGGAACAACCAAGAAGGCCAUACCAAGCACAGGACGCGGGCAUAAGGUACGGUGAUGUGUUCCCGGUGGGCGGAGACUUGGCCGACCGACCCGUCGCACCCAGGGACGCCGCCAUGAUGCAGACUGCCGAGUCCAUGGUUUUCGGCCACACGCCGAAGGGCGGCGCGGCUGCCGUCAUGGAGUCGACGAUCGGGGAGGCACUAGAGGCGACCGCAAAGACAGCCGGUGACAAGCCGGUGGAACCAAGUGAUGCAGCUGCCAUCCAAGCGGCGGAGUCGGCCGCCACAGGGGUGAGUACCGUGCUGACGAAUGGUGUCGCCGCUGCGGCGCAGGCGGCGGUCGUCACCAACACCUGGGCCGACCGAGAAGAUGACGAGACUAAGCUCGGGGAUGUACUGGCGGAUGCAGCGACGAGGAUGCCGGCGGAUAAGGAGGCGACCAGGCAGGACGCCGAGAGGGUGGUGGGAGCUGAGAUACGGAGCAGCCCAAACCUGGAGAUGCGUCCCGGCGGAGUGGCCGCGACAGUGGCGGCAGCAGCCCGGCUUAAUGAGCCUAAUCGCUGAGGCAGUGAUUAGUUCUGUCCACCGUACUCUGUGAAGAAGCUGUACGAUUGUGUGGU
Molecule: messenger RNA, 871 nt
Organism: Musa acuminata AAA Group (dessert banana)
Lineage: Eukaryota; Viridiplantae; Streptophyta; Magnoliopsida; Zingiberales; Musaceae
Product: late embryogenesis abundant protein D-34-like
Exons: 3
Coding region: 246-815 (189 amino acids)
Source: RefSeq, a predicted model, not a curated record